Striga asiatica is the source of this 771-nucleotide messenger RNA. Lineage: Eukaryota; Viridiplantae; Streptophyta; Magnoliopsida; Lamiales; Orobanchaceae. The record is from the annotation of a GenBank genome assembly.
AUGGCUCCGCCUACGGUGGACCGGAGCGGCGGAGGCGAAUCGACGGCGAACGGCGACGCGCCGCGGUCCAUCCCGACGCCGUUCCUGACAAAAACUUAUCAGCUCGUGGAUGACCGAUCCAUCGAUGACAUCAUAUCAUGGAAUGAUGACGGAUCUGCUUUCAUCGUCUGGAACCCGACGGAGUUCGCCCGCGAUUUGCUCCCCAAAUACUUCAAGCACAACAAUUUCUCCAGUUUCGUUCGCCAGCUCAACACUUACGGAUUUAGGAAGGUUAUGCCCGAUCGAUGGGAGUUCUCGAAUGAGUGCUUCCGGAGGGGCGAGAAGAAGCUUCUCUGCGACAUUCAGCGCCGGAAAAUCACCGCGCCUCCGUCCGCCACGGCGGCACCGACGACGUCUCCGCCGCCGUUGGCGGCGACUCCAUUGAAGGCAGUGUCACCGUCUGAUUCCGGUGAGGAGCAGGUGAUCUCCUCCUCCAAUUCGCCGGCGAUCGGGCGGGAAUUAGGCGGCGGCACGGCGGAGCUGUUGGGGGAGAACGAGAGGUUGAGGAAGGAAAACGUGCAGCUCAACAGGGAGUUGAGCCAGAUGAAGAGCCUGUGCAACAGUAUCUACGUUUUGAUGUCGAACUACGCCGGCAGCGGUAUGGGUAACGGCGGCGGCGGCGGAGGGUCAGAUCCGGCGGUUCGGCCGUUAGAUCUGCUGCCGAUGACGAGGUUCUGCGAGGAGAUGCAGACCGCGGUGGCGGAGGCGGGGGGCGACGAGGGUUGGAGAUGA